UUCCUCGCUUGAGAUGGCCAGUCACCUAAGGAGCCGUUCCGAUCCAGGUAAAGGGAAGAAAGGGAAAGGCCGGGCUAAGAGUUUCGGGAAGAAGCAGAAGCAGAAGCCGAAGAAGCUGGAAGCGGACAUCCUCAGCCCUGCCGCCAUGCUGAACCUGUACUACAUCGCCCACAAUGUUGCCGACUGCCUGUACCUUCGGGGCUACCCUUGGCCAGGUGCUACCAAAGGGCGGAAGGGGAAGAGCAAGAUUUAAGUGAUAGAAUCCAACACACGUUUUUGUUUCCAAGAACAGAAAGUGGGAGAAAGCAUUCAGGACAACUCAAUGGCGCAGGAAAAUAGGCUUUCUGAAGACUAGUAACACGUAGUGGGUGUACUUCUCUGUGGGAAUAAUGGCAGAGAAAUGCACGCUUAUUGCCACUGCUAAGCCAGGCACUAGGUGGCUUCACUUCGUUUUUUUGUUUGUUUUUUUUUUUCCAGAAGUAAUCAGGAAAACCAAACCCAAGUGGAGUCUGUUUAAAGUCUUAAAGGAGACACUGGCAAUGGCAGUGAUUUUAUAGUAUUAUAAUCAUAGUUCUGGACCCGAAUUAAACCUUGUUCUCAGAAGGCA
Chionomys nivalis (European snow vole) is the source of this 607-nucleotide messenger RNA. RefSeq names its product small lysine rich protein 1 (gene Smkr1). Bases 14 to 253 code for a protein of 79 amino acids. The record is from RefSeq and is a predicted model, not a curated record. NCBI's taxonomy places the organism in Eukaryota, Metazoa, Chordata, Mammalia, Rodentia, Cricetidae. The transcript has 2 exons.